CCCAGCAACAGCCAACAUAUCUCCUCGCAUUUUCCUUGCAACCGAUUGCCUAUCCCCCUCCCAACCCAAGACCGAUGGCGCCCAAGGCCGAGAAGAAGCCCGCGGCGAAGAAGCCGGCGGAGGAGGAGCCCGCGGCGGAGAAGACGACCGCCGGGAAGAAGCCCAAGGCGGAGAAGCGGGUCCCCGCGGGCAAGUCCGCCGGCAAGGAGGGCGGCGAGGGCAAGCGUGGCAAGAAGAAGGGCAAGAAGAGCGUGGAGACGUACAAGAUCUACAUCUUCAAGGUGCUGAAGCAGGUGCACCCGGACAUCGGCAUCUCGUCCAAGGCCAUGUCCAUCAUGAACUCCUUCAUCAACGACAUCUUCGAGAAGCUGGCCGGCGAGGCCGCCAAGCUCGCGCGCUACAACAAGAAGCCCACCAUCACGUCCCGCGAGAUCCAGACCUCCGUGCGCCUCGUGCUCCCCGGCGAGCUCGCCAAGCACGCCGUCUCUGAGGGCACCAAGGCCGUCACCAAGUUCACCUCCUCCUAGGCUUGCACGCUCGCCCUUUGUAGGCAUCUCUUGUGUUGAUGUUCCCCUUGUUGUAGUUAUAUGUUGCUGGUUUCUCUGUCGGCGCUGCUCGUAACUGCGUCAUGUAACCCUGCAAGGACUUGUUUAUUUGUGAAUCAUCAACACUUUGUUGUUGAUCACUCAUGUUCCAAAAUCUGAGUUUGACGCUCGAGCAUGCCUCAUUUGUUCAUUUCGGUGCUGGAUUUUGAGCUGGUGGUUUGCAUAUACAUAUGGAUUUUAUUUCGGUUA
Molecule: messenger RNA, 794 nt
Organism: Zea mays
Lineage: Eukaryota; Viridiplantae; Streptophyta; Magnoliopsida; Poales; Poaceae
Product: Histone H2B
Exons: 1
Coding region: 75-527 (150 amino acids)
Cellular component (GO): nucleosome
Molecular function (GO): structural constituent of chromatin; DNA binding; protein heterodimerization activity
Source: RefSeq, marked validated